This is a messenger RNA of Corythoichthys intestinalis (scribbled pipefish), 7656 nucleotides long. RefSeq names its product dehydrogenase E1 and transketolase domain containing 1 (gene dhtkd1). The transcript is spliced from 17 exons. Lineage: Eukaryota; Metazoa; Chordata; Actinopteri; Syngnathiformes; Syngnathidae. The coding region runs from base 102 to 2870 and encodes 922 amino acids. Gene Ontology annotation, biological process: tricarboxylic acid cycle. Gene Ontology annotation, molecular function: thiamine pyrophosphate binding; oxoglutarate dehydrogenase (succinyl-transferring) activity. The record is from RefSeq and is a predicted model, not a curated record.
CUCCUCCUCCUUCGCGCGUGCCACUCGGCAGUAUGGCGCCCGUCCUUCUUAAGUAAUCUACACCCAAAUGUUACACUUGUUUUUGCACUUCUUUUAAAACUAUGUCGGCGACUCUAUUGCUGAAAUACUACGCGAAAAGGCUGCCGCUCGACGUGUUUCGCCGGGCCAACGUCUGCUGUUACCACACCGAAAGAGGCGUCUACGGAUACCGACCAAAACAGACUCGCAGGGAGGAUAAGUUGCUGAGCGACUGCAUCGUGAGUUUAAAUGAAGAUCAUGGCCUGGCGCGUCUGGUGGAGGCAUACCGAGCACAUGGACACAAGCUGGCUAAGAUUAACCCCCUGCUUCCCCAAAAGCCUGUGGUGGACAGUGUUCCUGAGAUAAGCAUGCUUACAGGCACCUUGAGUGGACAGCUCAACACUUCAGGGCUGCGCCACUUAGGCAAGGUGGAGGCUUCAGUUGAGGAGGUUCGAGCCUAUCUAGAGGAGACCUACUGUAGACACCUGUCAGUGGAGACCACUCAGCUGAGCAGCGCUGAAGAAAGGGAAUGGAUGGCUGACCGCUUUGAAGAGCUCAAGACAACCACCUUCUCCACAGAUGAGAGGAGAACACUAGCAAAGCUCAUGCUGGAAUCUCAGGAAUUUGACCACUUCUUGGCCACCAAAUUUUCCACGGUGAAACGUUACGGUGGAGAAGGAGCGGAGAGCGUGAUGGGCUUCUUCCAUGAGCUUUUCCACCAGUCGUCCCAGAGUGGUGUCACCGAUAUCGUGAUCGGCAUGCCGCACCGAGGAAGACUCAACCUCCUCGUGGGUUUGCUCAAGUUCCCACCAGAGCUAAUGUUCCGUAAAAUGCGUGGCCUCAGCGAGUUUCCCGAAACGUCACCCGCCAUCGGGGACGUCCUGUCUCACUUGACGUCCUCGGUGGAGUUGGACUAUGGGUCAGGGACCCCGCUUCACGUUACUAUGCUGCCCAACCCGUCGCAUCUCGAGGCCAUCAACCCUGUGGCUCAAGGCAAGACGCGGGCCAGGCAGCAGCUCAGGAAAGAGGGCGACUAUUCGCCUGACGAGCACGCCCAGCCAGGGGACCAAGUCAUCUGUUUGCAGGUCCAUGGCGACGGCUCUUUCCCUGGUCAGGGGAUCGUUCCAGAAACAUUGACCCUCUCCAACCUUCCUCACUACAGAGUAGGUGGGAGCAUUCACCUCAUAGUCAACAAUCAAGUGGGAUAUACCACGCCGUCCGAGCGGGGGAGAUCCUCUUUGUACUGCAGCGAUGUCGGUAAGAUGGUGAAUUGCGCCGUGAUCCACGUGAAUGGAGACGACGCUGAGGAGGUGGUGCGGGCCACUCGCCUUGCUGUUGAGUACCAGCGGCGCUUUAGGAAAGAUGUCAUUCUGGACCUCAUCUGCUACCGUCAGUGGGGCCACAACGAAUUGGACGAGCCUUUUUUCACCAACCCGGCCAUGUACAAGAUCAUACGCUCCCGUAAAAGUGUCCCUGACUCCUACUCGGAACAGCUCAUCUCCGAGGGCUUGAUGACGGAGGCCGAGUGCAGCCGGAUCAAAACUGAGUACUAUGCCUUCCUCAACGACAAGCUGGCCAACAUGACCGUGUACAGCCCUCCGCCCACCAACCUGCAGGGCCGCUGGGGGGAUCUGGUGGAGCCUCAGGCCCGAGUCACCUCCUGGGACACAGGUGUCCCCGUCCCACUCCUACAGUAUGUCGGAGCCAAGUCUGUGGACAUCCCUGAGCACAUCCAGUUGCAUAGCCACCUAGUCAAGACCCAUGCACAGGCCAGACUGCAAAAGCUUGAAGAGGGCACCAAACUGGACUGGUCCACGGCAGAGGCCAUGGCUUUUGGUUCACUCCUUUGUCAAGGUUUCAACAUUCGUAUCAGCGGCCAAGAUGUGGGGCGUGGCACUUUCAGUCAGCGGCACGCCAUGGUGGUCUGCCAAGACACCAAUGACAUGUUUAUUCCUCUCAAUCACAUUAGCCCACAGCAGACAGGGCUCCUCGAGGUGUGUAACAGCCCGCUGUCAGAGGAAGCGGUGCUGGGAUUUGAGUAUGGCAUGAGCAUCGCCCAGCCGAAGCUCUUGCCCAUCUGGGAGGCUCAGUUUGGAGAUUUCUUCAAUGGUGCUCAGAUCAUCUUUGACACGUUCAUCUCUGGGGGCGAGGCCAAAUGGCUGCUCCAGUGUGGGAUGGUGAUCCUGUUGCCUCACGGCUAUGACGGAGCUGGACCUGAACACUCCUCCUGCCGCAUGGAGCGCUUUUUGCAGAUGUGUGACAGUAAGGAGGAGGGUGUGGACGGCGACACGGUCAACAUGGCCGUGGCCAACCCGACCACCUCGGCUCAAUACUUCCACCUGCUCAGGCGGCAGAUGAUCCGAAAUUUCCGCAAACCUCUCAUUGUGGUCGGACCUAAGAUGUUGCUUAGAUUUUCCGGGGCUGCAUCCAGCAUGACGGAAAUGGCGCCAGGGACAUCUUUCAAACCCGUGUUGGGGGAUACGUCGGUCUUGCCCGAAAAAGUCCAGCGAGUGGUGCUGUGCUCAGGAAAACACUACUAUGCCUUGCUGAAGCAGAGAGACGCUGCAGCCAGGCAAGACUCUGCGCUGAUCCGCUUGGAAGAGCUGUGUCCUUUCCCGCUGGACGCACUCCAGACGGAACUUAACAAGUAUACUAACGCUAAAGAGUUUAUCUGGAGCCAGGAAGAACCUCAGAACAUGGGCCCCUGGUCUUUUGUAAACCCCAGGUUUGAGAAGCAGCUGGCCUGCAAGCUGCGCCUCGUGAGCCGACCUGCUCUGCCUGCCCCCGCUGUGGGUAUUGGCACCCUCCAUCAUCAGCAGCAAGAGGCCCUGCUUACAGCCACCUUCUCUUAAGAACAAAAAAAGACUAUAUUCAGACCCAGGAAACUGUGAUCAACUUUAAACAGACUUUAAAUCUCAAUCAAGUCUACAAGUUGAAGGUGUCACAUAGUUGCUAAUAUUUGUACAGAAAGAGUUUUGGGUUGAUUUUUUUUUUUUUUAUAAUUGAACUCUACAUAUAUUGUGUGGGUAAUGGUGUAAUUUCAGUCAGGCCUUAACAAUGUUUACUUUGAACAUUCUUGGAAAACAACAUUUUAAAAGUAACGAGACAGCACAGAUUAAGUAAGUUAGCACAUCUACCUCACAGUUCUUAGAUUGGUGGUUAAAGAAACAGUGUGUGGAGUUUGCUUGUUCUCCUUGUGCUAAAAAGGGUUUUCUGUGGGUACUCCCACAUUCCUGAAACGUGCAAGAAUCAUUGAAGACUCUAAAUCAGACAUGUCCAAAGUCCGGCCCGGGGGCCAAAUGCGGCCCCUGGUCAAAUUUCAUCCGGCCCCCAGCCUCUGUCAUAAAAUCAAUAAUGUCUGGCCCGCACACAGACUUAAUAAAUUGGUCAGAAGUACUGCAACCAGCAUAUGAAGUAGCUUACACACGAAAUGCUGCUCCUCAUUUACCCACCAAAAGGCAGCAGCACUUUAACCCUUUAUUGCCAAAUGUAUCACAUUUGAUACACCUAAAAUUUCAUGAUUUUGAGACUAAUUUAGAAUUUUGACAUUUCUUUUUGAAAAAAAAAAACAAACAAAAAAAAAAAAACGAUGGAUGCAAGUCAACACAUGCAUUUGCAGGUUCUAUGAGAGAAAAAAAAAACAUGAUUUAGCAUGGGUUAUAAAUAUUAGAGCGCUUAUUACUCAUAUUCAUUUUGACUUUUCUUUUUACAAAUUUGAAAAAAUGGUUUCAUUAGGACCUUAUUUUUCAAAUUUUGGGAUUCUCUGAUAAUUGCUUCAUGUUGCAGGUAUUGAAGUGCUAAGCAACAUUACCCCGUGUGACCCAUUACUUCCAUUUUCUAAAAUGGCGACAAUCAACAACAACAACAAAAAAGUUGACUGACGGCCGACGCUUCAAGGAUAGGUGGAAAUUGGACUAUUUCUUCACUAAAAUACGCAACAACUGUGUCUGCCUCAUUUGCAAAGAGACAGUCGCUGUUUUUAAAGAUUUCAAUGUUAGCCGAUAUUACCAAACAAGACACGCUGACAUGUACGGCAAGAUUACAGGGAAGAUUCGCAGCGAGAAAUUGAAGCAACUUGAAGCUAGUUUAAUAUCACAGCAGCAGUAUUUUGCAAGAGCCUGAGAGUCGAAAGAGAACGCCACAAAGGCUAGUUGUAAGAUUGUUGAAAUUAUUCAAUUAAAAAAAAAAAUAAAGCAAAUGUGACACACUGAAUGGCUUACUAAAAUUUGCUUAAAUAUAUUGUUCUACGUAAAGGACGUCAGCCAAGGUCGGCCCCCCACAUUUUUACCGCACCAAAUCUGGCCCCCUUUGCAAAAAGUUUGGACACCCCUGCUCUAAAUUGUCCAUAUGUGUAAAUGUAUGUGUGACUGUUUGCCAAUGUGUCCUGAUUGGCUGGCAAUCAGUCCAGGGUGUUACCUCGCUUUUUUUUGCUAAGUGAUAAUAUUUUAAUUAAUGAAGUCAGAUGGUAUAGAUAGGCUCCUACUCAUUAGCUACCCCUAUGGAUGAAUCAAAGGUUUUUAUCUUUUAUCUAAAGCAACAUUUGCACAUUAAUCAUCAAAUGAAAAUGAAUCAUUGAUUGGUGUUGCAACAAUUGAAUAUCUUUCUGCACUAAAAAAAAGAACUGUUACUAAGGAAUAUAAAAAUAUUUUGAAUUUACUGUGUGUAUAUUGUAUAUUUGGGAUGACUACUAUAAUCCUGACUUCCCACAAGGGUUAGUCCACAUAGAAAAUUGGGAUAUUAGAGAAUCACAAAUUUGGGGAAAUCUUUCUACUUUUGAACACUGAAGGUACCCUGGAUAAGAUUGUUUAAAAUAUACUAGUCCUUCUAAAAAAAAUAGCAUAUUUUGAUCAAGUUCAUUAUUUUCUGUAAUGUACUGAUAAACAUUACUUUCAUAUAUUUUAGAUUCAUUACACACAAGUGAAGUAGUUCAAGCCUUUUGUUUUAAUAUUUUGGCAAAAAAAAAAAGUCAAGAAAAACCAAAAAUCCCUAUCUCAAAAAAUUAGCAUAUUUCAUCCGACCAAUACAAAAAAAGUAUUUUUCAAUACAAAAAAAAAAAAAAAAAAUCAACCUUCAAUUAAUUAUAUCAGCUAUGAACUCAAUACUUGGUCAGUAAUCCUUUGAAAUGACUGCUUCAAUGCGACGUGGCAUGGAGGCAAUCAGCCUGUGGCUCUGCUGAGGUCUUAUGGAGGCCCAGGAUGCUUCGAUAGUGGCCUUAAGCUCAUCCACAGCGUUGUCUGGUUUCUCUCAACUUCCUCUUCACAAUAUAUUGCAGAUUCUCUAUGGGGUUCAAGUCAGAGUUGGCAGGCCAACUGAGCACAGUAAUGCCAUGGUUAGUAAACCAUUUACCAGUGGUUUUGGCACUGUGAGCAGGUGCCAGGUCGUGCUGAAAAAUCAUCUCCAUAAAGCUUUUCAGCAGAUGGAAGCAUGAUGUGCUCCAAAAUCUCCUAAUAGCUAGCUGCAUUGACCCUGCCCUUGAUUAAACACAGUAGACCAACACCAGCUGCUGACAUGGCACCCGCCCAGACCAUCACUGACUGUGGGUACUUGACACUGGACUUCAGGCAUUUUGGCAUUUCCUUCUCCCCAGUCUUUCUCCAAACUCUGGUACCUUGAUUUCUGAAUGACAUGCAUUGCUUUCAGCUGAAAAAAGUACUUUGGACCACUGAGCUACAGUCCAGUGCUGCUUUUCUGUAGCCCAGGUCAGGCACUUCUGCCGCUGUUUUAGGUUGAAAAGUGGCUUGACCUUGGGAAUGCGGCACCUGUAGCCCAUUUCCAGGUUUCUGCAGCUCCCCCAAGGUCUGGAAUCGGCCCUUCUCCACAAUCUUUCUCAGGGUGCGGUCACCUCUUCUGGUUGUGCAGAGUUUCCUGCCACACCUUUUCCUUCCCACAGACUUCCCACUGAGGUGCCUUGAUACAGCACUCUGGGAACAGCCUAUUCCAGGGUUCACUAAAUCCGGACCGCGGUGCCACUUUUCCUGUCGUGUUUUCCAUGUCUCUCUCCCCUAACACAGCUGAAUCAAAUGAUUACGUCAUCAGCAACCUCUCCAGAAGCCUGAUAAUGAUCCUGAUUAUUUUGAUUCAGGUGUAUUGGAGGAGGGAGACAUGGAAAACACGACAGGAAAAGUGGCACCAAGGUCCGGAUUUAGUGAACCCUGGCCUACUCGCUCAGAAAUUUGUGUCUUAGCCUUUUGUUUGAGGGUGUCAAUGAUGGCCUUCUGGACAGCAGUCAAGUCGGCAGUCUUGCCCAUGACUCCGGUUUUGAGUUAUGAACCAGGCUGGGAGUUUUUAAAAGCCUCAGGAAUCUUUCGCAGGGGUUUUGAGUUGACUUGUUGAUUCAGAUGAUGAGGUUAGUAGCUUCUUUUGAGUACCUUUUCAUGAUAUGCAAAUUUAAGGGAUUUUUGUUUUUUCUUGUUUUUGCCAAAAUUAUCAAUAUUAAAAUAAACGGCUUGAACUACUUCAGUUGUGUGUAAUGAAUCUAAAAUAUGAAAGUAAUGUUUAUCAGUACAUUACAGAAAAUAAUAAACUUUAUCACAAUAUGCAAUUUUUAGAAGGACCAGUAAGUGGUUUUAUUGAUGAAUUGUAUGGCUCACAGCAACAAAAAAGCCAUUUGUACAUUGUGUGAAAAUUGCUCUUUAGUUGCCUUACCUUGGUACGUACAGGUUUCUUUUGAGUUUAAGGGCUAUAAAAAUAAAUAUUUGUCUCAACAGAAUCUCGCUGGUGUUUCAGGCCCAGUUGACUGGUUUCCUUGGGCUACCUCACCCUUCUGGGCUGUCAAGGUAGAGCCCUAUGAAUUCUGCGUAGCAUCAAGUGGACAUAGAGUAAAACCAUAACACAAUCCACUUUUGUUACGUUUCAGUCAUAGACAGGGGUGCACAUAAUUUUUUUGCCCAGGUUCUCAGAGGAGGACCUGGAGAUGUCACUUGGUCCUCAUUGAGCUUGAGAGCCGACCCGCCUGAUGCGAUAAAUUUAUGACAAGCUUUACUUAGAGCCAAUUAACUUUAAUUAAUUAUAUUAACAAUUAAUGCUUGAUUAACAUCAACUGGCACAACAAAAUUGCCAUUACUUUGAAGUGAAAUGUAAAGAAAUAAGAAGCACCAAUUCAAAAUAAAGGGCAUUAUGCGGCUUCCACAUUAACUCCAAGCCUUUUUAAAAGUGGGAUAUCCUCCUCAUAAGACCUCAUUGAACGUGCAUGUUUAGCUUUGUAAAAUGCGAGCAAAAACACGUUUGUCAGUGCAUGUCGCUGUUCAUUACCUUUAUUCCGCCACUUGUCCAUAGGGCGAGUGGGGUCCUGUUUGACAUCGAUAGUUUGCUUAAUUGCCACAUGCUGUUUUUUUCGUGCUUUUCAAAGUUUGGAUGGCUGAAAUUCUUUGACCCUACAUAAAAUGCGCUGCUCUUAUCGGCGACAUUGGGAUUCUCACGGCACAUUUUGUACCGCAUUUCCGUGCGAGCAUCAUUUGCUUCUAGCCAUGGUACCUCCUGUAGCCACUUUUCAGCAAAAGUCCUUUUUUUCGGUAGCUCCGGUGACGUCUCUGUCGUCUGUCUUUUGACGGGGUUGGGGGAACACGGAAGUAAUAGUAAUUACUCAGUGUGGCCUGCCUCUUCAAAAUUUUGAGAAGUUAUUUUCUCGUGUACACCGCA